Penicillium diatomitis is the source of this 861-nucleotide messenger RNA. RefSeq names its product phosducin family protein. Lineage: Eukaryota; Fungi; Ascomycota; Eurotiomycetes; Eurotiales; Aspergillaceae. Gene Ontology annotation, biological process: regulation of G protein-coupled receptor signaling pathway. The transcript is spliced from 3 exons. The record is from RefSeq and is a predicted model, not a curated record. The coding region runs from base 1 to 861 and encodes 286 amino acids.
AUGUCAGCUCAAGAAGAAUUCGACCAAUUGGUUCAAAACAACCGCGCUCAACAUUCCUCCCACCCAGAAGAUCGCGCCGAGUCUCCCCACUUCUCGGACGAUAACGACUCUCUCUCCUCUCCACCCCGUCAGAUCCGCCAACGUCGACUCAUCGACUCCUCCGACGAGGACGAAGAUCUAUCGAGCAACAUGGUGUCUUCCCGCAGCAACUACCACGUCCCCAACACCGUCUUUGAAGCCAACACCGGUCCCAAGGGUGUCAUUGCCGACGCACAAGCCUUUGAGCGGGCCAAGAAGAAGUCCUUUCGCAGGACCCUGCUGAGUGCCGCGGGCUUCGAUCCCAAUGGCUCCGCCUUUGGACUGAACAAGGCGUCUCGAAAUGACUCCUCCUCCGCCCCCGAGGGCUCGUCGGAGAGCGAUGGGGACGAGGAGCAGUUUAUGAACAAGUGGCGCGCCUCUCGGAUGCAGGAGUUGCAGAACCGCAACACCCGCCGCCAAUCCCCACGAGGCCGUCGGUUUGGCUCGGUCGAGACGGUCGACGCCGCGGGGUAUCUGGACGCCGUCGAGCAGGUCACCCCAGAUACGGUGGUGGUGGUCUGCAUCUACGACCCUUACUCUGAUCAAAGCGCCAUUGUCGAAGAAUGUCUCGUGACCAUUGCUCGACGACAAACGUCCACUCGCUUCGUCAAGUUACACCAUGAAAUUGCCGAGAUGAACCACAUCCGCGCUCCCGCUCUGUUGGCCUACCGCGGUGGGGAUGUUUUUACCACCAUUACCGACAUCAUUCACAACAUUCCCCGAGGUCGCAGCUGCAGUGCGGACAGUCUGGAGGAUCUGUUGAAAUUGCAUCGAGUUCUCUGA